AUGUCGUACCUAGCGAAACACCUAUGGAGACCAUACUUGCACAACAUUGCUUCCAAAUCAUUCAUUGCCGAUAACGGCGAGCAUUACAAAAUUCCGAGCGGUUCCUAUCGAUGGACAGAGACUUUUGGCAAAAAACUCAUUAUUCUUGACGUCGAUAGUCGGCCAAAUACGAACACUGGCGAGAUAUUGAAUGGGGAGAAGCCGGAUCUGUCUAAGAUUACAGGUCGGACUGCAGGAUUUAUGAGUCAUUAUCUCUAUUCAAUGAUCCAUGGAUACGACUACCGACUCGUGCGAGCCCCUAAUUACAACGAUCGUCACGGCACCUGGGUGAAAGUCCCUAUGAUAAAAGAAGCUCUUAAAUCCCAUGCUGUUGUGGUUUUCCUCGACGCGGAUGCUGAGUUCGUUCACCCUCAUCUCCCACUUGAAUGGUUGAUGAGUUUUUGGAACAUAACGCCACGGACGCUUGUCGCCAUGGCUGAAGAUCCUGACGAGAGCUACAACAAGGAUGACAAGGGUCGACUGCUUUGGAAUACCGGGUUCAUUAUUGCGCAACAGAGUAACCGUACACAAGAGAUGUUCGAUGCCUGGGAAAACUGUCCGACUGGCGAUCGCUACCCCGGCUGUGAUCGUUGGUUAAAAGAAUGGGCGCAUGAGCAAGCGGCAUUUGGAUAUCACCUACGUUAUGAUUACAACGGACCAGACGAAUUACGCACCAUUCCCUGCGAUCAAGGUAAUGGAGCGCCAUACAUCGGCAACAACAAAUGUCGCGGUGUGUUUGUCCGCCACCACUGGUGGGAGAAGGACCGUACGAUUCGGAGUUUAUAUGACUCAAUUCUCAAUCUGUUUGUUCGGAGACUUUAUGGACAAUUUCAUGGAGAAAAGAGCCGCUACUUUCUGGAUGCCAGCCAAUACCAGUAUCCGAUACAUGAUCUAGUUGUGUAG
Molecule: messenger RNA, 942 nt
Organism: Trichoderma harzianum CBS 226.95
Lineage: Eukaryota; Fungi; Ascomycota; Sordariomycetes; Hypocreales; Hypocreaceae
Exons: 2
Coding region: 1-942 (313 amino acids)
Biological process (GO): protein N-linked glycosylation
Cellular component (GO): Golgi membrane
Molecular function (GO): glycosyltransferase activity
Source: RefSeq, a predicted model, not a curated record